CAAAUUUAUGAUUUUAAUGAGAUAGAUUUGAGUAAGAUAGAAUGGCUUACUAGUUUAACUCUUGAAUAUUAAAAAAUUUGCAUUGAGUAGAUGUCAUUGGGACAAAUAAAUGAAGUGAGGGUAUUUUAGUGUCCUUUUGGCACGUUUCUUGAUACUAUCUACUCAUUUUAAUAUAAUAUAAUCCAAUUAAGGGUAACUCUACAAUAUAAAAACGUUGAGAGUACAGAAUAUUUUUUUCAGUUUGAGAAAGAAAACACGGACCAAACCGAAAGUACGAUAACAAAUCUCAUGCCUCGUACGACGUAUAAAAUUGAAGUAUUUGCCAUAGACAAUAAAAAGAACUGUCUUCUGUUUGCAAAGAAAAUUACAACAACGGAUUUGAAAGUGAGCCUGAGAGAUGUUUGCUCUCAGCCAGGAGAGUCAUGUGUAGAAUGCAACAUAAAGUGGACUAUUGAAGACGUUGUUAUACCAGAGCACGAUGAUGAUAUACCAGGACACUUAAACGAAUCAAACAAUUUAUAUUUUAAUGUUAUAUGUUAUUCAGAGGGACAAGUGGUCCAUACAAAGGAAACGAUAAGAGUUUCAAGCUAUACUAUACCGAAACUAUAUCCAGGUCGUUCCUACUCUGUAUAUGUUUACCCUGUUUACCACCCGGUUACAUUUGAACCUGCCAUGAUGGAACUCACAAUACCAUGUACUGUUCGGAAUGAACGUAAGCAGGCGAAGAUACCUGAAGCAUCACUUCCUGCUAAAGUAGAUGCUUCAGAAUAUAUCAACCGUCUACGGUCAAGUUUAGUUGCCGUAGAGAUGCCACAUAUAGAUUAUAAACCGACUAAUUUAAAAGCUGCUGCAAAGUCAACAGAGAUUGCUUUACAAUGGACGAAACCAAAACAUACCAACGACAAGGAUAAAUUGGAAUAUCUAGUCACUUACGGUGAGUAUAAAUGUGAGAACACCAAUAAAGCAUCGAGCAGGAUAACGGAUCUCGUUCCCGGUCAAAAAUAUGAAAUUAAAAUAUUUACCAUCCUCAAUGAGAUAAAGAGUCCUCCCUUAGUAGCGAAUGUAUCGACACCGCCUUUAAAAGUGAGCAUAGAAGAUGUUUGGUAUGAGCCAGGAAUUUCAUGUGUAGAAUGCAACAUAAAAUGGGAACUUAAAGACUUUGAUCCACCAAAAACCUGGAACGAAUCAGACCACCUCGUUUUCGAAAUCAUAUGUGACCCGGGGAACCAACAUGUGCAAGCAGGCAACAGGUUCAGAGAUAAAACCAAUUCUAAACAAUUUAAACUGGAACUCUCUCCCGGCUGCUCUUACUGUAUAAAGGUGUACGCUUUUUAUCAUGCGGUUAGGCUUGAACCUCCAGGCGUAAUUGAAUUAACUGCACCAUGUGAACAGGCGCUCUUACCCGAGAUCCAUUUACGUGUAAGUAAAAUUAUUCUAUGCUUGAGGGAAAAUGUCACAUCGGUUUAA
Ruditapes philippinarum (Manila clam) is the source of this 1467-nucleotide messenger RNA. RefSeq lists its product as uncharacterized. The record is from RefSeq and is a predicted model, not a curated record. NCBI's taxonomy places the organism in Eukaryota, Metazoa, Mollusca, Bivalvia, Venerida, Veneridae. Gene Ontology annotation, molecular function: protein binding. The coding region runs from base 289 to 1467 and encodes 392 amino acids. The transcript has 9 exons.